Messenger RNA from Rhinichthys klamathensis goyatoka, 1046 nucleotides. RefSeq names its product complement component 1, q subcomponent, A chain (gene c1qa). The transcript has 3 exons. Lineage: Eukaryota; Metazoa; Chordata; Actinopteri; Cypriniformes; Leuciscidae. Gene Ontology annotation, molecular function: protein binding. Bases 89 to 829 code for a protein of 246 amino acids. The record is from RefSeq and is a predicted model, not a curated record.
UUUCUCAGCUUCAACCUUUUUUUUCAUUUUACUGCCUACAAUCAGGAAAAGAAGUGUAAAAUUUACAGCGAGACACUGGUGUUUAAGGAUGCAGCUUUUGGCUUUGUUUGCUUUUCUUUGGAUGGGAGUGCUGGUUCCCUCUGCUUUCUGUCAGACUAACUGUGCGAUACAUGGGAGAGAUGGUGCGAAUGGAGUCCUCGGCCGGGACGGCUUGCCAGGAGCAAAGGGAGAGAAAGGAGCACCAGCAUUGCAGGAUGAGCUGAACAGUGUCACCACAGUGGAGCUCAAAGGAGAGAUGGGCAUCAGAGGGCCCCCAGGAGAACCUGGUCCAAAGGGUCUCCUUGGUGAACAGGGCCCAAAGGGUUUCCCUGGUCCUGGGGGUCCUAAAGGAUCCAGCGGAGGCAGUGAUGCCAUCAUCGUCCGUCAGAAGUCAGCUUUCUCUGUUCUGCGAAAUUCAACAGAGAAUGCUUUAUAUAGUCAACCUGUGACCUUUGAUAGUCAACUUAGCAAUGUCGGUAAUCAUUUCAACCUUAAAACUGGCUAUUUCAUUUGCAAGGACCCAGGGGUGUAUUACUUUGUGUUUCACGCAUCGUCUGGAGGACGCUUAUGUCUCAGACUUAAGAGUGAAAGUGCAUCUCCAGUCAGCCUGAAUUUCUGCGACUUAAGCCCACGAUCACAAUCUCUUGUUGUGUCAGGUGGAGCCGUUCUCAAACUAUCUGCAAAUAAUAAAGUAUGGAUUGAGCCUUUCACAGAUGCUCCUGGUGGCAAAAUGCCCAAAAGCAUGUCUGUAGUGUUCAAUGGAUUUUUACUCUAUCACAGCACAGAGUAGACUUAUUAGCAACUCAUUGCAAAUGAUAUUGACUGAUCGUAGUGUAGUAUUACUGAAGUGAUGUAAGCAACUUAAAAACACAAAUUAAAUCAUCUUAUCUGCUUUGUUGUAUGCUGUAUUAGAAUCUUGUAUUCAUGUGUUUUGUUUUAAAAAUGCUUUGUUGUCUUUGAUAAAUGUCUCACAUGAACAAAUUCUAAAUAAAAGCAAAAGAACAUGA